AUGCCAUUUACUGUCGCAGGAAAGACUGCCAUCGUCACUGGUGCCGGUUCAGGUAUCAACCUCGCCUUUGCGGAGCUACUCUUGGCUCACAACUGCAACGUUGUGUUUGCCGACUUAUCUCUGCGCCCUGAAGCCAGAGAUGUGGUAUCGAGCUUCUCCUCUGAAAAUACCAACUCGCCUCGGGCCGUUUUUGUUGAGACCGAUGUGACGUCGUGGCCGGCGUUGGAGAACAUGUUUGACGUGGCUUAUGCUGAGUUUGGUGAUGUCCAUGUGGUUUGCCCUGGGGCUGGUGUAUAUGAGCCUCACUGGUCCAACUUCUGGUUGCCACCGGGAUCGAAGCAAAGCCGAGACAAGGUCGACGCGGGUCACUAUGCCCUUCUAGACAUCAACCUGGCGCAUCCCAUCCGCACAACACAACUGGCUAUUUCCAAGUGGCUAUAUCCGGACGAGAAUGCGAGUUCCCCAUUCCCGACUCCGGCCAAGGCGACACCCGAGAACCCCAAGCGCAUCGUUCACAUCUCUUCCGUGGCUGCCCAGAUUCCCGUGUUCCGCGCUCCCCUCUACGGGGCCUCCAAGUCUGCCAUUACGGGUUUUGUGAGGGCUAUUGCCCCACUAGAUGCUGAGGGUAUCCGGGUGAAUGCUGUGGCUCCCGGAGUCGUCAAGACACCGCUUUGGAGCGAGAACCCCGAGAAGCUUGCGAAUGUUGAUCAAUCGCGCGACGCCUGGGUUAGCCCCCUCGAGGUUGCACAGGCCAUGCUUGAUUGCGUACAGAAGGAUGAGCGCACCGCCGGAAUGAUAGUUGAGGUAGGCGCUAAAAACACGAGAGUGGUCACGACGUACAAUGACGCUGGCCCCGACUUCAGCCCCGAAGCUGGCAUUGUCACGAGCAACUCCGAGGUUGGAGACAAAGAAGCCUGGGGCUUUCUACACGACAAAACUGUUUGGUCCGGACGAGCCGAUAAAUAG
This is a messenger RNA of Geosmithia morbida, 966 nucleotides long. RefSeq names its product Short-chain dehydrogenase. Gene Ontology annotation, molecular function: oxidoreductase activity, acting on the CH-OH group of donors, NAD or NADP as acceptor. Lineage: Eukaryota; Fungi; Ascomycota; Sordariomycetes; Hypocreales; Bionectriaceae. The record is from RefSeq and is a predicted model, not a curated record. The transcript has 2 exons. The coding region runs from base 1 to 966 and encodes 321 amino acids. Gene Ontology annotation, cellular component: cytoplasm.